CAAAAACAUUGAGAUGGAUGAGUCUCGCGGAGGAUGACAUUAAUGACAGCUAUUUGUUGAGAUAUUAUCAGGUGGGCUCGGUAUACACGUAUCUACUAACGAUUACACUUCACCAACUGCUGGACUGAAACUUGCAUGGACCCAGUCACUUCCUACGGAGUACGAAACCAGUCCACAUCUCGACCAAGAGAACGGUCGAGUUUGCUCCAUAUAUCAUGUCAGCCAAACCACCGUAUAUCGUGGAACCCAACGGGCCCUCAACAUCCACUGACCGACCGGCGACCAUCAUCUUUCUACACGGCUAUGGAGAUGACGCCGAAGGAAUUCCACUGGGCCUGGCGCAACAGUUUCAGUUCUACAACAAGAUACCAUAUGUGAAAUGGAUACUCCCCAACGCUCCCCGCAACAUGGAAGCCAUGACCACUGCAUGGUACGCAAUUAAAGAAUUGCCGAACCCCAUGAAGCCACGGAUACCGGGAGACGAGGAUGCCGAGAAUGAAGUGCCCGACGAUGAAGAGGGCAUUUUACAGAGUACGGCCGUGAUCGACGAACUAGUGGAGCAGGAACUCACCAAGGGAACUCCGCCAGAUCGAAUCAUCGUCGGAGGGUUUAGUCAGGGUUGUGCGGUGAGCAUGGUAUGGGGAUUAAUAGGGAAAUAUCGAGACCAGGUUGCUGGGGUGGUGUGUUUGAGUGGAUACUUUCCUCUGGCUGAGAGAAUUGAACAAUUGAGGCGAGAGAGACCAGCGGUCAGUGGAGAGAAUGUUGGAAAGAAGAAGUGGUUCUAUGUUCACGGCACGAAAGAUAUGUUGGUGCCUACACGGCUAUUCACGCUCGGGAAGGAGAAUUUAUUGAAGUGGAUUAAAGUAGAUGACAUGGAGGAGCAUCUGUAUCCGGGAAUGGGUCAUUCGACUGGUUCGGCCGAAUUGAGGGAUAUGUUGGGGUUCUUCAACAAGGCCAUUCCUCCAUGAUUUUGAAUGAGAUAUCACUGGUCUGUGUUGAGGCAUGUUCUGUAGAGGCGACGGAAACGAUUAUAAGGGAUGUUGAUGAUUCCUUGUGAUUCAUUAUCGUAUAAUGUUGAUAAAGAGUGGC
Messenger RNA from Exophiala mesophila, 1089 nucleotides. RefSeq lists its product as uncharacterized. The coding region runs from base 216 to 968 and encodes 250 amino acids. Gene Ontology annotation, biological process: protein depalmitoylation. The transcript has a single exon. The record is from RefSeq and is a predicted model, not a curated record. NCBI's taxonomy places the organism in Eukaryota, Fungi, Ascomycota, Eurotiomycetes, Chaetothyriales, Herpotrichiellaceae. Gene Ontology annotation, molecular function: palmitoyl-(protein) hydrolase activity; carboxylic ester hydrolase activity. Gene Ontology annotation, cellular component: cytoplasm.